Molecule: messenger RNA, 2281 nt
Organism: Girardinichthys multiradiatus
Lineage: Eukaryota; Metazoa; Chordata; Actinopteri; Cyprinodontiformes; Goodeidae
Exons: 9
Coding region: 77-898 (273 amino acids)
Cellular component (GO): membrane
Source: RefSeq, a predicted model, not a curated record
UCUCUCUCUCUCUUCCACACACAGUCGGCUCUGGUCUCUGUUUCUAUUUCAGCUCGGCUCUCAGACGGCUGUCAUCAUGGCUCGCUGCUGGAGCUACUUACGAGGACUCUCCAUCUGCGUCACCGUGCUGCUGCUGGUAUCUGGUGUGGUGAUGAUCGGUGUUGGGUAUUCAUCAAUUGAAGGCAACGUACCUGUUGCAGAGUUGUUCGACCAGUUGUCCAUCAGCGAUGGUUUACUGGCUCUGCAGGUGUUUGGUCCAAUCACAGUGGUUCUGUCUGUUCUGGGCAUCAGUGCUGCAGCUUCAAACUGCAAACCUUUGCUUCUGCUGUUUUCUGCACUGAUAUUUGUGGAGUUUGUUGCCAUGAUGGUUGUCGCCUCACCUUUGGUUCACGUUGAAGCACAGAUGAACUUUGCUGUGGACGAAAUUUUCCUGAAUGUGACACCUCUUCACAGAGCUGAUCGCUACAUCCAGACUGAACUGCAGAAACUCCAGACCUCGGAUUCCUGCUGUGGUUUAAGAAGUUUUGAAGAUUGGGGAAAUCACCUUCCUGAUUCCUGCUCAUGCACGCCACAUGUUGACCUGAGCUCCCAGCCCAGUAACUCCAGCUUACUGGGAUCCUGUGUAAUGGCUGGAGCUAAUCUUCACCUUCCAGACUCAACGACUUCAGAUAAAAUCUGGGUUCACUCUGAGCCUUGUGGUCCCAUCCUAAAGAGCUACCUGGGCUUCCCAAUCAAACUCAGGAUUGGAAUAAUUUCCGCCUUUGCCACCAUCACGAUAACGGCCAUUGUUCUGUGCCUGACUCUGGGUCUAGAGGAACGCUUGAGGAAGCCUCCGGUAGAGACAACAGUCGACGACUUCAACAGAGUGAAAUACCAACCGAAACCUUCCCUCUCCUGACCUCUGACCCCUGAACCCUGAGCCAAACAGAAAAGACACUGAUGCAAACACGUAGCCUUUAAAUGGCGCUUGUGAGAACAACACGGGAAGUCCUGUAAAGUUAUGGACUUAGUCAAGAGAACCAGAAACGGACACCAUUCAUGGACGUGCUAAAUACCACCUUUUAAAGAAGACUGUUGGUUUCCUCCAUCAAGGCAUGAUUUUAAUUUUUAAGUUGAUUUUAAGACCAGAUUUAGUUAUUAAAACACAUAACUGUGAUGAAAACAGAGCCAACCUUUAGGCAUAGUUCAUGCAUAUCUGAUAAAUGAGGUCUGAACUGAGAAUAUCAUUUCAGAAGCUUGAUGUUAGUCUCCUUUCUCCAUUCCAACACCAGCUGAGAUUUAUCUUUGGCAUCAUUUUCCUGUCCAGCUGCUUAUUUGACGAGCUGUGCAUUGCACCAGUGCUAAUGACAGACCACAGCAUGAUGAUGCCACCACCAUGCUUUACAGCCUCAAACAUAUUUCUUGUCACUCCGACCAAACAGCUCAAUAUUUGCCCGUCAUUUCAUGGCGGGCUGGAACCUUGGGCUGUUCCUGAACACCUUUAAGGGUCAGAUGUUGGAAACAGGGACACAGUUGGGUGCUCCAAUAAUCCCAACUAACAGAGCAGGCUAACAUCAACCUUCUUGGAAUGCCCUUCCCAAAAAUGUAAUCAACAUUACUUGAACAUUUGAAAACCAACUAGUUUAAAUGAACUAUCCCAGUUGUGCAAAGAAGAGUUUUCAAAUAUCCAGCCAGAAAGAUGCCAGAAGCUUAUAGAAAGCUACUGAAUGUGUGUUGUCUUUCUACUUACUAAGGUACAAACCAAGUAUUAGUGGCUGUAGGUAUCUAUUUGAGCCUGGAUGCAUAAUUUUGACCCUGUGUAAAAAUUCUAACUGGUGCUCCUAUUCUUGGUUUUAAAAAGAGUUUUGAAAUAUUAUUUCACCCUGUAAACUAAAACUCCAAAAGGAAUACAGCUUUCAUUAUGAAUAUUCCAUUCAAUUUUCUUUUUAACGACACAAACUUCAGUUUUUUAUUGUUUUCUUGGGAAAUUUGAUCUUACAGGGACUAACAAAAUCAUAGUGGUGGAUCAGGACUCCUGCUUCUAUACUUCUGAGCAGCACACUGGUGGUUUUUAAUGAUAUUGCUUAUUUUUGACCUUAGUGAUAUUUAUAAAUGGGAGUCAGAGUGUUGAAAAAGUUAUUAAAUCAGCUUUACUAAACCUUAAAAAGUUUCUUUAAUGUUUGCAGGAUGAAUGUCAGAAAUUAUAAAUUUAAAAAAUACCUUUUUAAUUUUAAUAUAUAUAACAAAUUCAGUUUUCUUAUCUGAAGUGUGCUUUGUAAAUAAAGUGUGCUUUUACUUUAAA